Messenger RNA from Anolis carolinensis (green anole), 4399 nucleotides. It is a transcript of the gene ska1, whose product is annotated as spindle and kinetochore associated complex subunit 1. The transcript has 7 exons. NCBI's taxonomy places the organism in Eukaryota, Metazoa, Chordata, Lepidosauria, Squamata, Anolidae. Gene Ontology annotation, molecular function: microtubule binding. Gene Ontology annotation, cellular component: outer kinetochore; spindle microtubule; mitotic spindle. The record is from RefSeq and is a predicted model, not a curated record. Gene Ontology annotation, biological process: cell division; chromosome segregation; regulation of microtubule polymerization or depolymerization. The coding region runs from base 104 to 913 and encodes 269 amino acids.
CCAGCCCGGCGGGAUUUCGUUGGUCUCGCGAGAUCUGGCAGAUCCGAUUGUUUUGGCGGGUAAUUUGAAUCUGCUGAAUGACGCUCUAGAGCUAAACUGAGAAAUGGAAGGGGAAAAGGCACAACUUACUGGAAGUGAUGGGAAAUGCAAUAUUGCCUCUUCAGAUUUAAACGGUUUAUGUACUUACCUGAACACCAAGAUUUCAAAUAUCAAGAAAUCGCUUCAGCUGAGAAAGAUAGUACAAGAACCAUCUUUGAAGACAGUGGUUGGCAAGAUAGUCCAAGAGAUGUUUCUCUUAAACAACAUCCUCAAUGAACUGGAACUGGAAUGCCACCAUCAGGAGAGUCAACAGAAUAAAUUAAAGGAAUUACAGGAAUCCCUGGAGAAGGACUAUAGUGAAGCUCAACAUCUCAGAGAUAAUGUGCCAAUUCACCUGCCCAGAGCAGUCCCAAACAGUGAAAUGGGCUUCGUGGCGAAGAAUGAAGAGCCACGCAAAGAAAGUGAUGUCGCCGAUGCAAAGAAGCCAUCAAAGAAGACCAGGAGCAUCAAGGAAGUAGCUUUCAUCAUGGCAGAAGAGUUUGAAAGCAUUCCUGCGUACAUGCGUGGUCGUAUCACCUAUAACCAAGUGAAUGCAGUCAUUCAGGAAAUCAAUAAGGCAGUGGUGAGCAAGUAUAAGAUCAUGAACCAACCUUUCAGAAAAAUGUCCAGUGCUGCCAGGAACCUUUAUUCCCGAUUCCUGGACGAAGAAACCAAAGAUACAAAAGGUGAAUUCUUUAUAGUGGAGGCUGACAUUGAAGAGUUCACGCAACUGAAGGCAGACAAACGCUUCCACAGUAUUCUCACCAUCUUGCGACACUGCCAGAGAUUGAGGGAAAUCCGUGGCUCGCGCCUUGUUCGUUAUGCCAUCUGUUGAGGAGUUUCCAAGACUUUUGUGGUGGGUUGUCACCCAAUUCUGUGCAAAGAACAGAAUCUCCUAAGUGACCACAUUCUGAUUUUGAAUGAUUGGACUGAAACUUUAGCAUCUGUGCUUUUGCAUUUCUUUCCAUCCCUUUUUUCCUAUCACCAGUCUUUAUUGUUGCAGAAGGCAACUUUCAUUUCUAUUAUUAUACUACAUUAUUUAUAAAACCAUGAUGAUUUUCCAUUUUAGCAAAGAUGUGCAACCUUUUGACCCGGGUGUGAGUGUUUUCCUCUGCCUUGCAUUGCUUUCUGUUGAGCUUAGGAGCUUUUUUCUGCCAAAUUAGAACUAGCAUGACUGGCAUGCCAAGAAAAUAAUCUAAGCAGCAGGUAAGUUCUUGUGACCUUCCGUUCUCUUUCGGAUGGGUUCUAAUUGUGAGUUCUCAAUUGCGGCAUUCCAAAUGUUGCAAAGGAACCCCUUCUGUGUGUCAUUGAACACAAAAUCUUUGUGCGUGCUUACAGUAUGGGUAUCUGUUUAUAGAAGCACCAGACAAGGAUCCAUCUGUUACCUUCUGAAAUGGCUUGCAAAGGAAAAAAUAUUUAACUCAUGCAGGGUCAGUCUGGGACUAAUGAUUGUAACACUUCUCAGAAGGCUCAAAACCUAUGAAUUCUUGGUAAGUGGAAAGGUUAAGAUGCUGGAGACCUUGGUUUAAUUCCCCGCUUGCCAAAGAAACUCACCGAGCGGCCUUGGGCGCUAGGUAUAUAUCCUCAGCCCCAGAAAACCCUAUGAUAGAUCCACCUGAAGAUCAUUAUAAGUAGAAAAUGACCUAAAGACAAACAACACCAGCAAAAUGCCAUUCUACUUUGAAGCCGUUGACACUGCGCCCUAGUUCCGUUCUGUUCUGUUCCAGCUUAAAAAGCCUUCCGUUCCAGCUUAAAAACAUGGCUUUUUAAGCAAACCUUUGAUCUUACAUAGGUUUUUAAGGAUUAGUCCAAGGACUUACUGUGAGCAUCACGUCGGCAUUGGCUAUGUCAAUUGAAACAACUUGUUUUUUUCCGUAGCUAUGACUGCAUUUUAUGAAUUUUAAUGUUUUAUAUUGUACUUAUGUAUGUGUGGUUGUAAUUCUGUGAUUGUCAUUGUUUCAGAUUAUGUAUUAUCUAUACAUUUUGCUGUAUUUUGUUGGCCGCCCCAAGUCCCUUCAGGGAGAUGGUGGCGUGGUAGAAAUAUUAUUAUUAUUAUUAUUAGUUCUCAUCACUUACUGCACAAAUGGGGAUCCAUUGGCAAAUUACAGUAUAUCGGCCCAAACUGGGUUCUGAUGUGUGCUUCUUGUCCCUUCCAGAGAAGGAUGAAGGAGCAGGGUCACAAAACUGCUGUAUCAAAGUGACUAAGAUAGAGAUUGAGAAAUUAUAGAGACUGAAGUUUUACCUUUUUUUGUAUUUUAAUUCCCAAAUGCGACCUGUUGGCACAUUGAACCUUCUCAGAUAAAUGGAAGAGUAAGUGCUGGAGUUGAUAAUCCCCUGGCAGAUUUGGAGAAAAUAAUUGCCGGUCUGCCACUUUAAAUUGCUAAAGAAUAAAUUAUUCAGAAGAUUGCAUUUAUAGAUAAGGAAAGAAGGAAGAAUAACCGUUGAAGGACUAAAGAAAAUCUGAAUUAUAUUUUGUGCAGCAAGAAAAUGUCACAUGAAAAGGCAAAUAAGUUCUAGCCUAUUUUCUUCUAUGAUACAACAUGUUAAAAGUCCACUACAUGACGGUCAUUUGAAACUUCAAGGGCCGACUGUUUGCAUGCACCAGCCUAUCCUUCAUUUCAGGAAGCUGUAUGAUUUCCCUUCCCUGCAGCAAAGGCUUUACAGGAAAAGUUCUUGUAAUAUGAAAGGGCUUAACUGUCUUCCUCAUAGUUCAUUUUCUUUUAAGACAUUAAGGCAGUUUACAAUUUUACAAAGUCAUACAGGCAUAUCUUCACAUUCAUUGUUUCACCUUUUAAGUUUCUACAGUAGAGGUGGAUAUCAUGAAGCCCACCCAAUGUUAUUGGACAACCUUCCAGCAUCUCUUCUGAUUGACUUUGCUGGCUAGAGCUCCAGGAAUUUAUAACCCAACUUUUGGAUGGUCACAAGAUUCCCAUCCUUAUUCAGCAGCAAUGGCUAAAAGCAGCUCCAUGAUGAAGACCUCACCUGGGAUGGGAAAAACAAGUCCUGAAUUACCUAUUAGCAUUUCAGAGAGGGACUGCCUCAAUAGACCUGCGAGAUCAACUCAUGCCUUUUUUCAGAAGCUAAGAACAAGAACUCCCUGUCCUAUACAUAAUGUCUUUUCUCGUCUCUUGUGGCACAGACAUACAGGAUGGAAAGGGUAGUUUUAGCUGCAAAUGUUCUUGACAUGCAGCUCUCAAGGGGAGCGUGGUAAAGUUGCCCUCUCCAUCUUUGUUGUGUGCCUUUUGGUUGUUUCCAACCUGUGAUGAUAGUAUCACAAACCUGUGAUUAUAUGAUCAUGGGGUUUUCCUGGCAUGUUUUGUUCAUUGCCUUCUCAAGUUAGGAGAGUAUGAUUUCCUCAAAGUCACCCCAUGGGUUUUAUGACCGUGCAAGGAUUCAAACCCUGGUCUCCAGAAUUGUAGUACAGCACUCAAACCACACCAUGUUGCCUCUCUCCUCCCAACAUAAAUAUGUGAAGAAGUAAUUAGAUUUUACUCCUAGUUUAUCUCACCUCUAUUUUCCCUCUCUGUUGUCUUCAUAUCCUUUUCUAGAUUGUAAAUGCAUUCAUUCAGGGAGGCGUUUUAACAUUCCGUAUAAAAUGACAAUACAUAUUAGGCAGUAGGUCUCCUUGUUAUCAAAACAUUGAAACCCAAAUUAUGAAAUGUGGCUCCAUUGAAACACAGUGAGCCUGUGUUGCCCUUGUUCUGUAGUAAUUUUUCAUGAAUUACCUUGGAAUGCAGCCCAACACACCACAAACUCCAAGAAACAAUCUCUUACAUUAUAAUCCACAAUGAAUUGGGGGACACACCGGGUUUGCAUCAGUCCCCUGGGUGCUUUUCCUGUUUCACCUAAUAUGAUCUGGGAACAUUUCCUCUUCUAUGCCCCAAGUCAUCCAAUCUGAUGACACCCAUUGAGAUGGUCAUCACCCAAAAGCAUCUAUUGCUUAUCUGGACUAACACCAUUGUAUAUACUGGAGCAAAAACAUUAAGCCCAUUAUCGAUUGUCACACCACAUCCACAUUCCCUCUUAAGGAAGAAUCAAUAAAUCAACAUACUCUUCAAUAUGAUUCAAUAACAAGUUUAUUUACAUUUCUUGCCAUGGUGGGGACCAAUCAGCAAGGAUUUCAGAGGGAAUCCCGGACCAACCAUGGAAUGGAUCCUAACUGGAAACUGAACCAAUCUGGAGGUAGCAUGGGAGUCUUGAGGAGCUGUAAAAUGUAAUAUAUCAUCUGUAUUGAUAAUUGUAGUGUGCCAGUUCUUUGGAGUACUUUCUCUACUGACAUCUUCUCUGGCCAUUGGGAAUAAAGCUCUAAUUUUGUCUUCAA